Molecule: messenger RNA, 10286 nt
Organism: Geodia barretti
Lineage: Eukaryota; Metazoa; Porifera; Demospongiae; Tetractinellida; Geodiidae
Source: the annotation of a GenBank genome assembly
UGGCGCCAAGAAAGAAUGCAAGGGUGGGGCUAGCUACUGUUGUGUUGCUCCGCGGCUUUUCGAAAGUUCUCCGCUGUCUCAGUGAAAAAUGAAGCUAGAACGGCUCGUUGUCUAUAUUGCAUUAGCUGUAGCCCUCCUGCAUACUGGUGUGGCUGUUCAGACAGUAAUCGGCUUCGGGCGACUUACGGACACUGCGUUUGAAGGCAACAACGCUGGGCUCACAAUUAGAAUCCAGCCAGAAGAACUCACGGUUAACGUAUCAGGGCGAUUGGUGCCGUUGACUUACGCUGAGUAUGAAGACUACAACGUUCAAGAGUUCUAUCAGUUGCUGUUAUGGAGGCUCUGGAAAUCGCUAGCACUAGAGACCCAGCAGAAAGUAAUGACUUCAACAAUGCAAUAGUGAGCUUCACUAUAGCCAGUGGGACAUUAGAGACUGCUAUUAAUGUGGGGGACAUCAUACGCAAUGAUACUGUGAAUGAAGCAGAAGAAAUCUUUAUAAUUGUCCUGGAAGUGACAAAUGGUGGUGGAGUAGAUAUUGCAUUUGACGAAGAAGCCGUAUUUUGGUGUAUGAAAUCCAGGAUAACAACCCUAUUAACCUUAUACUAAGAAAUAGCAGCAGCACCAGUUUCCCGGAGAGCUAUGGAACAAUAGAAAAUAUUCUAACGGUUGAGAAAGAGAGUGGGUCCCCAGAAACUGAGGUUGAUAUACCAAUUAAUGUGACCAUUACAGGGAGUGGAACGGUUAUUGAAGGUGAAGAUUUUUCUUCUGCCAGCUACAAUAGAUCCUAUGUGAUUGGAAUCAAUGACACGAUGGUUUUUAUUGAUCCGAUUAAAAUUCUCGACGACGGCGUUCCCGAAACGAUUGAGUCGUUUUCUGUAUCUCUUGAAAAAGGAGUUGAAGCUGAGUUUCUCAAUAUCUUCCCCACCACAACACCGAUGGAAAUCACAAUUGAAGAUGACGAUGUGGCACAGGUGGUCUUCACUGAAGAGAUAUACACAGUCACCGAGGGAGAGGACGUGUAUGUAGAGGUGUGCAUUGCUCUUUAUGACGAUGUGUCACUGAACUCCAGCUCAGCCAAUGGCGUCUUCGACAUUUCUACCACUAAUGUCACAGCUACUAUGGAGGACUAUAAUCCAACACCUGAUCCUGUCACUCUGGUGCUAAUGAGAGGACAAGACAUUGUUUGCUCCAACAUCACCAUCACCGAUGAUCUGCACGUGGAAGAGGACGAACUGUUCAAUGUGACUGUUACGGAAGGACCUCAUACAUUUGGUGCUGGAGUCAGCAUCCUCCGUGGCAGUGCUGUUGUUAGCAUUGAGGACGAUGAUGUUGCAGUGGUUGGUUUCAACCAGACACAGUACACAGGGAUGGAAGGAGAGACCCUGACUGUCUGCAUGGAUAUUCUCUUCCCCAAUGCUACUGUUCUCGCCAUGAGUGAUGUACAGGGCACCUUCAACAUCACAGGAAGUGACGAACCUGAUAUCGAUAUAAUUAGCGGGGACACACUCUUUGUGCUAAAUUCAACUUCUUCUCGAUAUUGUGUGUAUAUAUCUCUGGUGUCUGAUGGUGACAUAGAAGGAAACGAGAAUUUACUUCUCUCGUUGGAGGAAAUAGUCACUCUUGACUCCUUUGGUGUUAGACUUCUUCACCCUAAUACAACCAACAUCACGAUAAUUGAUAGAGAUUUUGGCUUGAUUGGAUUCAGUAAAACAUCGUACACUGUGAUGGAAGGGAAAAGUGAAACUGUAUGUGUCGGGCUGAAUAAUGAAAAUAAUAUAGCUCCAGAUGUUUCUAUCACUUAUACUUUGAAAAUAAUUAUGAGCGAUGCCGCACAAGAUGUACUGUUUAGCACACUAAGUGGAGAAUUUUUCCAAGGGACUUUUUUAAGCUGCCAUAAUGUCACAGUUGUUGAUAAUAACUUUGCCGAACGAGAUGGAACGAUUUCACUUGGAAUUCAAAAUGCAACACUCUCUAAUGUGAAUGUGUCAACUACUAAUGUAGCUGUUGAAGACAAUGAUGAAAUUGUGGUGAGUAUGACGAUUCCAGUGAAUCGAAUUGACGAAGGCGCAGGAGUUAACAUCACAGUUUCCUAUGAUAAUAGUGCAGUAUCAAUUGGACAGGGAAUAUCAGUGACGGGAAGUGUGUCUAAAAAUGAACUGACGGAUGACUAUGUCUUGGAUCCAGGAAGUUUUUCACUCAGUUCUGACACUAACAGUGCUAUGAUUAGUGUUGAGGCAGUGGACGACAUACUGUUUGAAGAUUUGAUGGAGACAUUUAGCAUUUCACUGUCUAUAGAUGAUCCUCCAGUUAAUGUUAGGAUCCUUCAAUCGCAACUGGUGAUUGAAAUCGAAGAUGAUGAAGUGGUUGAAAUAGCGUUUCAACAAGGUCGACAGAAUUUCAGUGAAGAUGCUGGUAUUGGUCAUCCUCUUCUUAUUGAGAUAGUCAAUUCUGAUAGAGUCAGGAUACCUCUUCCAAUCGGGAACUCUGUGUCUGUAUGUGCUGUUCUUGUGGCUGAAAGUACAAAUGCUACAGAAGGUAUGGACUUUGCAGUUCAACUAAACAUGGUGGCAUUUAGGAACUCAACAACCCAGCCACCACAGUCUGUAGUGCUAAAUAUUUUGCAAGACACGUUGGUCGAAGGGCACGAAGUUAUUAAUAUUACCUUGACAGACCUAAUGAUAUAUUCGAUAGACCAUCCAGGUGGAGCAAUAUUUGGGGAAAAUAAAACAGUUUUGGUGACCAUCCUUGAUAAUGAUCAAUACAUCGUUGGAUUCAAUAGAACUGCAUACAUGGGCACCGAAGGAGGUCAUGUUGAAGUUUGUAUUGACACCAUGGCUGGUACGCUACAAUCCGGUGUUACUCUUGCUUACCUUGUCGGAGCUCCAAGAGAGGAUGCCACUCAACCAGCAGGGUCAAUGGCGGACACUGCAAUGGUGUACAACACCACAAGUGGAGAGGGAGACUUUGCUAUGACUACUCUGAGGAUCAACUUGAAUAGCCAAAAUACCGACGGGUGUGUCAUGGUUCAACUGAUAGAGGAUGAAAUUGUUGAGAUCAACGAAACAUUUUAUGUCCAAUUGGAACAAGUGGUCAGCUCGGAUGAUCUUAGGUUUCCUCUCAGUCCGGAAUAUGCUGUAAUCACAAUAAUAGAUGACGAUGAAAUAAAACUGGGAUUCACAGCAGAGGAGUAUAUUUUCAAUGAAAAUACCACCUUCAACAUUACUGUUCAGAGGGAGAAUCCAGUGACUGUCAGCAGUACCUUCAGUGUGAUUGUGCGUCGGCUACCAGAAUCCAAUGCAACUGACGAUGAUUUCUCAGUGAUGGGUGGAUUUAACGUGACCCUGGCGUUUGGUGGCAACGAUGAACGUCAAUCAUUCCAACUGACUCUACUACCAGACGACAUAGGAGAGGGACCUGAGACUAUUGAGCUGCAGAUUGUGGUCCCAGCUGGAGAACUGGGGGGUGUGGUACCUGGAACUAUCAACAGAACGACCAUUGUGAUUGUCGAUGAUGAUUAUAUCGAGUACCAGUUUACUGAGACAGACUACAUUAUUACUGAAGACACGACAGUACCAGUGUGUGUGAUGAUUAUAUCAGGAGAUGUAAUAUUCACUCCUGGUGGAUUUCUGACACUUAGGUUCUUAACGUCUCCCAUCACGGCUACCUAUAAUGUUGAUUACAACGACACUACUGACCCUAUGAUGAUAACUCUAACUGACAAUUUAAGAAUGGAUUGUGUGAACAUUACCAUUUUCGCUGACGAAUUGGUCGAAGGGAUGGAAUAUUUCCAGCUUUACUUUGAGACUGUUGAUCAACUUGGCUCUUACUCCGUGAUCGACAACAGCUCACGAGAGAUCACGAUUUUUGAUACCAAUGUUGCUGAUGUUGGUUUCAAUUUCAGUGUGUACUCAAUAGAAGAGAGUGACGCAAUUGUUUAUUUCUGUGUGGUGGUGCUUGAUGGACAAUUGACUGAAGCUGUCUCCCUCACGUAUAAUUUAUCUUCUCGGCCAGAUUCAGCUACAGCUGAUGCUGACUAUAUUCCUGUCGUCAUUCCUGAUCAGGGAGAGCUAAACCACACACACCUGCACGCAUGUCACAUGAUGAACAUACUGGACGACGAGUUGGUUGAGCCUCCAGAGAGUAUUGUCGUCAGCAUCACCCCCACUGGACCUACACAGGAGUUUAUCAACCUCUUUGACAUUGUUCGGGAAGAGACAGUCGUUCAAAUCAUAGACGAUGACACCGUGACCAUUGGGUUUGAGCGGAGUAUGUAUAUAGUCGAGGAAGAUGCAGGGAGUGUUGAUGUCUGCCUCAGGUUCCGUGGUCCACUGAAGAAUGAUUCCUUUGUGGAACUGAAUAUCACUAUUAACUCCAAUAUAUCUGGUGAUCAUGCUGCGGUCCCGGUACCAGGCACCCUGAGACUUGACAUGAACGACACGCUGGAAUGUGUCACAAUCAAUAUCACAGACGACAUCAUAGUUGAGGGGACAGAGGUGUUUACAGUUCAUUUUGACGAGACGGACGGAAACAUGAUCAUGAUUGCUGGAGACAACACUGUGCCUGUGUUUAUUGAAGAUGAUGAAGAGGUAAUUCUACAGUUUGUGCAACAAAGUUACACCUUCGCCGAAAGUUCCAACACAAGUGAUGCUGUGAUUGGAGUUACGAUAGUCAACUACAACGAAGUGGUUAUAAUGAAUGAUAUUAGCUUCAGGGUCACCAACACCAGUGGCAAUGCAACUUAUCUAGAAGACUUUGCUUUUGUCCAUGGAAACGGAGAAAUCUCAAUUCCUGUUGGUCAAAACUCAACGACAUUUAUGCUGAUCAUAACAGAUGAUGUGAUAGUAGAAGGAAUUGAAGACUCUGUGCUAGUCAUCUCCAGUCCAGAUAUUGGGAGUAUAGCACCUGACAAUGUCGUGCAUAUGUAUUCAACAACAGUUUUCAUUGUGGACAAUGAUGAUGCAACGAUAGGGUUUGCCUCUACCACUUACACCUAUGCUGAGGGAGUUCGCCCUGUUUGUGUGACUCUAAUGAAUGGAACCCUUCAAUACAACGUCGUUAUCAGAUACUCGGUCUUCAACCUUUCUACAGAUGGGAACUAUGAUGACUAUGAGCCAGUAAAUGAAGUUGGAGAAAUUACUAGUCAGACUCAAACAUUCUGCCAUAAUAUCACCAUCAUUGAUGACAAUCUGGUCGAGUCACUGGAGGACGUCGAUGUCAUGAUUGUGGAGGAAUUCAAUGUGGCAUCUGUUUUUCUCUCUCCUGAUAUUUCUACCAUCACCAUUGACGACGAUGAUAGUGUCCUGGUAGGGUUCGGAUCUGAAAUGUACUCCAGUAUUGAAACUGGAGGGGCUCUGGUUGAAGUGACUAUCGUACGAGAAGACGACCUCAUUUCUGUUCACGACUUUACCGUGAGACUUCUACUCAGUCCUGACUCCAAUGCUACAGUGGGUAAUGACUUUAGAAUUGACGGAGGCAGUUCACAAUUAACGAUAGAUUUUGAAAAGACGCAGAGUUCUACAAAUGUAUCGGUCACUAUUCUAGGAGAUGACAUAGGAGAAGGAGAUGAGUUGAUCAUUUUGAACUUAGAAACUGAUGGACCCAACAAUAUAAAUGUUGGCAGUAUAAAUGACACAACUGUAAUCACCAUCGAUGAAGACGACUGUGAGUUCCGUUUGUAAAAAAAUGGAAACACCAGCAUUGCAUAUCACCUGAGAGAUACUAGCUAUCAGCUUAUAAUAUAGGCAACAACAAAAAUUAAUACUGACAUCUUCUGUCAGGAGUCAAACACUGGGAUAUAUACUGAGCUACAACUCCCAGACUAAAGCUGGUCUUUCCCAUUCCCUCCCCACUCUCUUUUAUCUCGCUUUUCUAACAAUUCACCCCACACCCAAGGCCAUGAAAAUCUCUCAAAAAAUUUUUUGGGGAAGUGUGCUACAUUAUUCGGGGAUUGUGCAUUUGAAGACGAAAUUAAGUUGAUAGUCUUCCAGACGUAGAGCAUACAAGGAUUACGUCUAGUGCUUACUUUGAUAGAGUUCUCCUCCAUUCUUUCUUGUCACAGUUAUUGAGGUAGCGUUCACAGAGGACACAUACACAGUCAGUGAGGGAGAGGCACGGGAAGUGUGUGUGAUGAUUAUGGGGGGCAAUGGGGUGAUGCUGCCCUCUGGUGGAACUGUUGAUGUUCUCGUGUCAACUUCCCCAACUGCUGGUGUUGAACCUGAAACUGACUAUCAACCAGCACUAAAUCCAGUCAGAGGAAUACUCAAUGGGACCAGGAACAUAACUUGUUUCACAUUCACUUCAUUGGAGGACAUCUUGGUGGAAGGAACUGAAGACGUUUCUGUCAGCUUUUCUUUCAUGAACAAGAUUGGAUCCUUUGUACCACAGGGGAACGCAAUUGUAGCCAUUGCUGACAAUGACUAUUUCGAGGUUGAUUUUGAGUAUGCCUCCUAUACCGUUGGUGAAGAGGGAGGGCGUAUCAACGACACUGUGUACAUUGUGAAGAUGAGAGACAACACUCUUCUGCAGGAGUAUACUCUCACAGUAGACGUCGUCCAUAGUCAGGGACCCUACCCAGCUGUACUAGGUAGGGACUUCGAGGUCGAUUUGCCACCACUGACGGUGACGUUUGAAGUAAACGACAUCAGGAAACCAGUACCGUUCACUCUACUGGAUGAUGAGUUUGAGGAAGGAUUUGAGAACUUCACGUUACAGCUGUCAGACGCUAGCAGUGAUGAAACUGUGCUAAUAGUGAAGGGCUCAGCUAUGGUCCACAUCAAGGACGAUGAUGUGGUGGUGAUAGGAUUUGAAAGAAGUGUCUACGUAGUGUUUGAAGGCCAGAAGACAGAGAUCUGUGUGUCUAUUCUCAACAGGGAGCUCUCCACCGAUGAUCACAGGAAUUUCACAAUAAUGACCACCCAACUCAAUCAAGACCCUGCAGAAAGUAAUAAGGACUUCAUGGUAAUACUGGGACAGACUACAUUCAUUGCUCGCGAUCCCAAUGUCACGCGACGUUGUUUCGACCUGGAGACUGUGGACGACGCUCUACUCGAGCCUCCUGAGAGACUCAACAUGUCUGGGUCACCCAUCAGUCAUUUCAUAGAGUUUAACCCCUCCUCCACCACCAUCUGGAUUGUCGAUGACGACAGUCUACUUCUGCCAGUACCAGAUGUCUCAACUCUGGACUGCGUGUCGCAGACUGAGCAGCAGACGACACUGAGGGUCACGUGUACUCCGUCAGACGAUGCUGCGAGAGUUGCAGAGUUGGUCUGCUCUGUGGACGGAGAACCACUCAAACCUUGCUCUACGCUCAGCAACAGGAGAAAGAAGAGAGCUGCCGAGCCUCAAGUUGUGACACUGGACCUGCUGGACUAUCAGGAUGGGGUCCAUGUCCUGGAGAUUGUGGGGCUGACUCAGGUCACUGAGAUAUUGAGAGGAACCGUGCAGUUCCAUGGACUUGCCCGGCCGUUCAACCUGGACUGUGUGGAUGAGAUAACAGAGACGGGGCUCAUUGAUGUCACAUGUUCCACUGAGAGGGUUUUGGAGAGUCUCACGUGCACAAUUGAUGGGGGAAACCCUGACGUUUGCGCUCUGAAGUUUGUACUGGAUCCUGAUGAUUACGAAGAAGGAACACACAUGGUGGUUAUAACGGCCAUAAACCUUCUUGGAGAGAUCAAGUACUACAAUUUCACUUUCGUGUCAGCUAAGCCCCAGGCAGUGAGUAUAUGGGACGACAGAGAGUUUGUGGCAGCAAUCGCCAUAGCCGGAGUUGCCUUCAUCAUUCUCAUGCUCCUCAUGUUGGCCAUCUGUCUACUCAUCUUCUAUCACCGGAAAGUCAACAAACUCAACAAAUAUGGGCUCGACCUGCGAUCAGAGAACGAGUACGUGGGGAUAGAUAGGAAUCUGUCCUACCGAGACCACGAUAUGCCCGACGACGUGGAGCUUGUGGACUAUUCCCAUCGUCCUCCCGACAUCCGAGCCCCGCAACGCGGCGCCGCUCGCCCGGCAUCUCGUGCGUCGUCUUCGGCAGCCGCACGAUCCAUCUCCCGCGAUCCUUCGCAACGCGAACGACCAGUCUCGGAAGCGUCCACCGUCGUUGUUGAAACUCCGACCGCAACGACGUUUCACGUCCCGCCGCCUCCCGGACCGACCCUCAAACCGACAGAAGCUCCAGUCGCUCCAGUUCGGGCUACAGUUACGGUCGUGCAACAACAGCACCGAGCGCCGGAUCACGUGACAACCGAUCAAUACUCGCAGGAAGACGUUGGCGACGUUCAAACGGAGGAAGAACUUUUGCUGGCGGCCAGCGGCGGAUUGGGAAGCGGGAGCGAGAGUCGCGGGCUGAAAAUCAGUCGCCGACACAGCGUGGAGGUGGAGAAGAAACCCAAAUCGCGGAAGAAGGUGGACGACGAGACGUCGCGUACGGCGAGCCUCAGCGGAAGCCGCGUGCACCGGACCGACAGCGGCGGCGGUGCGUAUUCGAUACCGCAGGGCAAAGAGCUACAGACAGCGAAGGAGUGGGAGGCGGCUCUACAGCGGGAAUUCGACGAAGAGAUGGCGAAGGAGAAAGAGAGCGUACGAGCACGUGAGCGUCGCCGAGAAAUGGAGCAACGGGAACGACGAACGACGAGGGAGCAAGUUAACCGCGAGAUGCGCGCGGAGGCGAGGAGGGAAAGGGAGCGAGAGAGGGACGCGGCGAAGGAGAGAAGGCUCGUUGAAGAGGCUCGGAGCCCAACCACACGCGGAGAGACCUCGCCCGAAUCUCCAGGCCCAGAAUCCUUUCUAUGAACACUAGUAUUCUACAUAUAACACUAGCAAAGACACUGGUCCAUGCAAAAAAGUCUUUUUUAUCCCUGAUAUCUAUUGCAUUUCAAUACACAGUUUCACGCUACAAUUUGUAACGCGCAUGCGAUACAGGCCGCGCGCGCGCAAUGGCGAGCAUUUGAACUUCGAACUCGAGCAAUUAUGGAGCUGAGGCAGAAAAGAUUCGUGUAUGAGAAGGCGUUCAGUGUUGAAAGAAUCAUCCAAAACCUAAAGACGUAUCAAGUAGCUACGGGAGAGGCCGAACUUUCUGUACUCUGCAAAUCAAAGCAUGUCUCUGAAACAUCUGGGGCGGCGAAUACGAAGAGCUCAGUUGCCACUGAAAGAAAGAGAAGGAGGAGGAGGAAAUACAAAGAACGCAGACAGAUAAAGAGAAGUAGAGAGGAAGAAGGCAGUGAAGUGAAUGAGGGGAGCUUUGGUUCAACAGAGAGGGGUGCCUCUACCAGCCAAGUGGGAACGAGCAGUUCCCUGGGUCUGCUGGCUGUCCAGUACUCCAGCAGUGAAGGAGAAGAAGUGAGUUCACCUCACAGCAAGAUUGCCACCUCUGAGGCUCUGCCUGUCCCCGACGCUAUUCUUGGGAUGUAUGUUGGUGAGGAGGAGGGUGUGAGGGGUGAGGAGUGCGGGGAGGAGGGAGGAGGAGAUGAAACACGUGCCUAUUCUGAGCUGGGGUUCUUUGAGAGUCAAGAAUCCCCCGGUGAAGGCGAUGAUGGGGUAAAGAGAAAGACCAUAACCUCUGCAACAUCUCUAGUCAAGGAGUCUCCAAAGAAAGAGAAAUGGGACGAGGUGAAAGCAAAGUGGAAGUUUCCUGUUUCAAAACUACAAACCUAUGUCUGUGCCAACUGUGGUAAAGUUGGACACUUCACCCAAGACUGUACCGUCGAAGCAGCCCAAAAGGAACCUCUGAGAAUUCCAACAGAUUUGAAGGCACUCUAUUCAAAGGCCCGCAAGCUGGCAAGUAGCAAGGACGUCCACUGUGCUGAUUGUGGCAUAACUACCAACCUGGUCUGCUGCUUACACUGCAGAUCUGUACACUGUGAUGGCAGGGGUCACAUAACUGCCCACCUUCUCUCUCAUCCCACUCACAACUGCCUGUACUCCUCCAAACUCAAGAAAGUGAUAAAAUGUUCCAACUCAAUGUGUCAAACAGUCAGUAUCUAUGACUUGUACAUCUGCAGUCAGUGUCUUGGCAAUGCUUUCUCCCAACACUACUCCAUGGUCACUGCUUGCUGGUCAAGUGCUGGGCUGCGGAAGAUUCAAAAUGCCAUUGCUUGUGAGGACCACUUUCAUUGGCACAGAGUCAACUGCCCCUCCAGUGCUGAAGAAAACUUUGUCACUAGAGAUAAACUGCAGCAAGCCACACUCAGUGAAUUCUAUUUCUAACUCUAGCUCUCUUUUCAUUAUAAUAUAGAAGUUACACCGACACUAUAUAGCAUUAUGGUCUCGCAUUGACUUUUUGAUCACCAGCUAUA